Molecule: messenger RNA, 684 nt
Organism: Parathielavia appendiculata
Lineage: Eukaryota; Fungi; Ascomycota; Sordariomycetes; Sordariales; Chaetomiaceae
Exons: 1
Coding region: 131-505 (124 amino acids)
Source: RefSeq, a predicted model, not a curated record
CAUACACAGGACCACAGUAUGGUAGUACACAGUAAGUUCGUUUCCUGCUGGUAUGGUAUUGGCACCAGAGCCGUCGAGCGGGGGCGAAAAGGAAAGAAGGGAUGUCAGCCUGUAGAGUUGUGGCUUCUCGAUGAGAUCGACAUUCCAGAUGCACGAGAAAAGCAAUAUUGUACGGUGGGGUUGGGGGUUGAAGAAGAGAUUAGCCGCCGUUACCGCCACUGGUCCCGGGAUGCGGCCGGUCGAUCCGGGAAGCCACCGUCAUGUUCCUGACCGACUCUAUUCAGCUAUCGUGGCUACCCUCGAGCACUGCAUCAAUGCUCAGAUGGGAAGUUGGAAAUGUGCAAAGCCAAGCAACGCAGGUAUUUGGCCCCCAAGUAUGACCCAGGCUCUCGACUUGAGAGUAAGUCAGCAAGCAACAAAGGUAGAGGGAGCUUGGCAACAGCGGGGAGAACAGCCGAGGGUGAUGGGAGGUUGGUUUCUGAUCUGCCCAACCAAUGGGUUAUGACGUUGAGAAAGCAAGAGCCAAAGGAAAACAAAAGAACAGGAGACGGAAAGAAAGAGGACGGAACCCGAAGAGAGAGAUACGAGAUGACGACAACCCACUUCCUCACGAUAUUGUUUCCCAUCUUGUGGCGGCCCAGCGGGUAACCAGGGUAGUCCAUCCACCUACGUCAGGCUUAGUUC